UUCAAUCAAACUGUUCGCCAUUUUUAUUUUACUUGGAAUCGCAUUGUCAAGAAAUUUGGCAAUUUGCGUCCUUUUUGAGAGUGGAAUUAUAUCAAAGCAACUUUGCCGAAGACUAGGCCCGUGCAACUUACGUUGAAAAUAUAUACAUAUUACAAGGAAGGGUUAUUGUAGCGAUAAAUUAUGAGUUCUGUUUUGUUUGCUUGCUCCAAAUGUUUUUCGCGACAUCCAUUCGAGGAAUUGUCUGCGGGCCAACAGCUAUGCAAGAAUUGCCGGGGAAGUAGCUCAAUUGUGAAAUGUACUUAUUGUCGAACCGAAUUCCAACCAACAACAAAGUCCCAGAGUGCCUGUAAGAAAUGUGAGCACUGCCUCAACAAGUAUGGCAAACCCAACGCCUGUGAAUGCUGCAAGAUCGUAGCGGCGUUCGGAAGCUCUAAAUGCAUAAGAUGUGCAACGUACGAAGCAAAAUACGGCCCACCAAUACAAUGUGAUGAAUGCAAGCAGCGAUGUGCUUUCGAUAAGCGCGACGAGAACAAAAAGAUUAACGGCAAAUUGCUUUGUUGGCUGUGCACAAAUUCGUUUAAGCGAGCUCUCUUAAAAGCUCAACAGGACGGCAGAAUAUCAGCGAAAAAACGACCACAUGAAAAAAUACACAGAGAUAGUUCGACGAAUUCGGCAAAAAAAUCAUCCCGACCAUCUGCAGAUGUAAAAGGAAGCAGUGGCGGUGCUGGGGGAGGGAGUAGUGCAGCUAUCGCUUCUUCAGGCGGAGAUCUUUCCGACAAAGUGUCACGCACUGGAGGAAGCGGCGGAAAUGGCAGUGGUAAUGGAUCUGGAAUCGGACUGGGCUCUAUAGCGGCCCCAGCAGUUAUCACAAUUGAUCCAAAUUCCGCUGAUCAUGUAGUGGCUAUGACUAACUUAAAAGAACGUAUUGCCAGUCUGGAAAAACGCCUUCAGCAAAAGGACAAAGAAUUACUUGAAAAAGACAAAUUGUUAACAGAGCUAAAAGGCAAGAAUUUCGAAAAAGAAAUAGAAAUGCGCAACAAAUUGAAGGAAGUCGACAGAUUGCAUGAAAUGAAAGUGGAGAAUCUUAAUCGAAAAGUUAGUAGUUUAUUGAAAGAAUUAGCAUCUGUGAAGAAGAGCACAAAGAAGAAUGGCACAAGUGGAGGUUCAAAUGCCAAAGAGCGCCAGAGCGAUCGUGAAAAACGAGAAAACCUUUCUCCAAAAGAUGAACUUGUCGAAGAAGAGCAACAGCGAGAAAAGGAAAUAAAAGAAGAGAAAACGGAAAAAGAAGAUAGUAAGAGUGACAAUGAACAAGAUCAGGAAGAAAAAGGGAGUGUUGGAUCUGGUUCGAAUAGCCCAUCUACAAAUUGAUUGUAACAAAACGAAAUGUUAGCUAAAUUUUACAACAAAAUUUUACGAGUAUAUAUUGUACCGGCCAAACUCGAUCUUAGGACAAACUAGUUUUGCCUAGGCUAAACUAGAUCCGGGGCCUUAGUAUUUUUGCGCGGAACAUCUUUCCGCGUAGGCGGCCUUUGUGCGCGCUUCAAAAAAACUUGUUUCCGCGUUGGACGUUUAGCCUAGGAAAAACUUGUUUGCUCUAAGGCCGGGGUUUGGCCGGUAACAUAUACAAUCUUUGACAUCUAUUCCACUCAAUCGAGCUGUUUUACAGUUUCGGGCAAGGCGAAUUUAUAUAAGGUGGUGUUACUAGCUCAGCUGAUUUUGUGUAUGUUUUCGCCGCACGGCUUCUGAUAUCAAACUGAAAAAUUUUCUUUGAAUUUCUACACACUUACAGAUUUUGACAGUUUAUGCCGCCAAAGCAAAAACAAAAUACAUGUAAAUUUUUGUUUUUGUACUCCUGCUAUCACCUUAUAUUAAUUCGCCUUGGUUUCGGGAAUAAUCGUAUCAGUUUUUGAAAAAACAACUUUAAAAUAAGCUGUCACAACGUUUUUCAUUUAGAUAAUGAAAAUGUAUCAUACAUAAGCCAUGGAUGUUGAUUUUUGAAAUUUUUGCCAGUAAAAUAUUUUCUGUAAGAUUUUAUAUUUCUUUUGUUACCUAAAUUGUAGUUUACUUUAAUAGUUCUUUCGUAUGAUUAACACAUUUAAUAGUUUAAAGUUUAUUCCUCCAAAUAGUUUAUAUUCCGGCAGGUUCUGCAAUUCACUUCGGAAUCAAUUUGAGUCAGGUUCGCUUUGAAUUCAAAUUGGCAGGGGUCGAGGUUCAUUCAGGAGUGAAUUGCAAAACCUGCCCGAAUUUCAUUUUUUUUUUGUAACUUGUGUGAGCUUUGUGGCACCAUUUUUUUAGCAGAUAACUUAUUUAAGUGAAGUGGAAAUCCCUUAAAUUGAAUAAAGAACAUACAAAGAAAACUUGGAUAUUGA
Molecule: messenger RNA, 2369 nt
Organism: Rhagoletis pomonella (apple maggot)
Lineage: Eukaryota; Metazoa; Arthropoda; Insecta; Diptera; Tephritidae
Product: protein FAM76A-like
Exons: 6
Coding region: 181-1368 (395 amino acids)
Source: RefSeq, a predicted model, not a curated record